UAAGCUAACCAUGUCUAUGAGCAAUAACAUUACAGCUUUCUUGAAUUUUGUGGCAUUUAUGUGCUCCAUCCCUAUAAUCGCCGCCGGUACAUGGCUGGCUUCAAAGCCCGACAACGAAUGUAUCCACUGGCUUCGAUGGCCGGUUGUCUUCAUGGGUCUCGCCGUUAUGCUUGUCUCCUUAGCUGGAUUCGUCGGUGCUUAUUGGAAAAAAGAGGGAUUAUUGGGUGUUUAUUUGGUGUGUAUGGUGAUUCUCAUCAUCCUCUUGCUCGUGCUCCUUGUUCUUGCUUUUGUCGUCACGCGCCCUAACGGCGAGUAUUCUGUACCCGGUAAGGGUUAUAGAGAGUACAGGCUUGCAGGUUUCUCAUCAUGGCUGAGGAAUCGAAUUACAGAUGGUGAUAGUUGGGGGAAUAUAAGGGCGUGUUUGGCUGUUUCUGAUAUUUGUCCUAAGCUUAAUACUGAGAUUAUUACUGCUGAUCAAUUCUUUGCUGCUCAUCUAUCUCCUAUCAAGUCAGGAUGUUGUAAACCUCCAACAAUUUGUGGGUACCAGUAUGUGAACCCAACUGUGUGGAAUAACCCAACAAACACAAUAGCAGAUGCAGAUUUCUCCAUUUGGAACAACAACCCAAACCAGCUUUGCUAUAACUGUGAUGCGUGCAAAGCUGGUUUGUUAGGAAAUCUGAGAAAAGAAUGGAGGAAAGCAAAUCUCAUUCUCAUUUUAACUGUGGUAGUUCUUAUUUGGGUAUAUCUCAUUGCUUGCAGUGCUUACAGAAAUGCCCAAACUGAACAACUUUUCGAACGUUACAAACAGGGUUGGGCUUGAUAUUAUUCUUCCCCCUUUCCACUUCUCAAAACGGUUGUAGUAAUGCAGUUUGGUUGACUCUUGCAUUUUAGGUUCUACUUUUUGUAUUUCAUUUGCACAUAUUAUUUGUACCAUCUUAUCUUUGUUAAGUCAUAUGUGGCAUUGUGCAAA
Molecule: messenger RNA, 970 nt
Organism: Solanum verrucosum
Lineage: Eukaryota; Viridiplantae; Streptophyta; Magnoliopsida; Solanales; Solanaceae
Product: tetraspanin-2
Exons: 3
Coding region: 11-820 (269 amino acids)
Biological process (GO): auxin-activated signaling pathway
Cellular component (GO): plasma membrane; plasmodesma
Source: RefSeq, a predicted model, not a curated record